AGCGAGGAGGGAGAGAGGGAGGGGUGAGAUGCAGAGCGGGCAGCCGCGGCCUCGGCAGCAGCGGGAGCCGGAGCGGCGGGCGGCGCUGGGCGGGCAGGCCGGGCGCGGCGGCCCCGCCAUGGAGAUCGAGAAGGAGUUUCACCGGCUCGACCAGGCCGCCAGCUGGGCCGCCAUCUACCAGGAUAUCAGGCAUGAAGCCAGUGAUUUUCCAUGUAAAGUGGCCAAACAUCCCAGAAACAAAAAUAGAAAUAGGUACCGAGAUGUCAGCCCCUUUGAUCACAGUCGAAUUAAGCUAAACCAAGGUGACAAUGACUAUAUCAAUGCUAGUUUGAUAAAAAUGGAAGAGGCCCAAAGGAGCUACAUCCUUACCCAGGGACCUUUGCCAAAUACUUGUGGUCACUUUUGGGAGAUGGUUUGGGAACAGAAAAGCCGUGGUGUUGUCAUGUUGAACAGAGUGAUGGAAAAGGGAUCCGUAAAGUGUGCGCAGUACUGGCCACGGAAGGAGGAGAAAGAAAUGUUUUUUGAAGAUACAAACUUGAAACUAACAUUGAUAUCUGAAGAUAUAAAAUCUUACUACACAGUACGACAGCUAGAGUUGGAAAACCUUACAACGCAGGAAACGAGAGAGAUUCUGCACUUUCAUUAUACCACGUGGCCUGACUUUGGCGUCCCGGAGUCACCUGCUUCGUUCCUCAAUUUCCUGUUCAAAGUGAGAGAGUCUGGCUCACUUAACCCGGAGCACGGACCUGUUGUGGUGCACUGCAGCGCAGGAAUCGGGAGAUCAGGAACGUUUUGUUUGGUUGAUACGUGUCUCCUACUGAUGGACAAACGGAAAGAUCCUUCUUCUGUGGACGUUAAACAGGUUCUCCUAGAAAUGAGGAAGUACAGAAUGGGGCUCAUACAGACGGCAGAUCAGCUCCGUUUCUCCUACUUGGCUGUUAUUGAAGGGGCAAAAUUCAUUAUGGGAGAUGCUUCGGUGCAAGAGCAGUGGAAAGAGCUCUCCAAUGAAGACCUGGACCCUCCACCUGAACACACCCCCCCACCUCCCAGGCCACCAAAGCGAACCUCGGAAAUGCACAAUGGGAGGAUGCACGAACACACGGAAUUCUUUCCUAAACACCAAGUAGUAGAGGAAGAGAUCAGGUGUUCGGCCAGCACUGUGGAAGAGACAGUUCCAGAUGGCAGAGCUCAUUCGUCCGCACCUCUGCCCACAGACAGCAGUAGUCAAGACACUGAAACUCGGAGGAGAACUGUUGGUGAAAACCUGCAUCUCUCGCCCCACAAAGAAGAGUCGAUGAAGUCAGAAAACUCAGAAGAGGAUGACGAGAACAUGAUGACAACUUGGAAGCCAUUUCUAGUGAAUAUAUGCAUGUUCACUUUCCUCACGGCAGGAGCUUAUCUCUGUUACAGGGUGUGUUUUCAUUGAUGGACGUGCCAGCAAGAUCGAGCCUGCAGAAAACACCAACGAUUUGAUCGGUUUGUAAUAAGCUUCUCUGAAAGAAAGCUAACGGAGGCACGUGAGCCUUGUCUCAGUGGAGGUAGACCUUAGGUUGAAAGGCUGGAACUUUGGUUAGGGCUUAAAGAGAGAAUUGAUGCACUAGGGUUUAUCCAGCCCUGUGGUCCCAAGAACAUAAUAUUCUAAUCUCAGGGCCUUAAAAUAUUCAGGAGUAAGCAGAGAAAAUGCCAAAUAGUCUGUUUUCCUUCUUUUUCUUUUUUUUUUUUUAAACUAAAUAAUAGAAUUACAACACAUUGUUGUUUUUAGCCUUUUUUAAAAAGCCAGUUCUUUUUCUUCUGUGUUUCAGAAUAACUAGGCACAAGUGAAACUCACUUGUACUCUCCAAGUGUUGUAACCAAAUACAUGACUUAUUGAUGAGUUCCCAAAAAAAAAAAAGAAAAAGAAACCCACAUACCUGACGAAUGUAAACUUUGGAAGGGAGGGCGCUGGGGAGAGGUGUUUGUGGUUGGCUUUUUGGGUUUUGGGUUUGGAUUUAUUUUUUUUUUUUAAACUCACUUCAUCAUUAAAGACUGAGUUGUGGGCAGUGCCUGUGGUAUUGAUAUAUUUAAUCUUGGCAUAGCUGUUCUUAAAGAGCUUAUUGUUUUACAUGUGUCUAUAGAAACAGGCUUCUGCAUUUGCUCAGGGUAUCCCAACAUGUCAAGUUCUUUUUUUUUUGUUGUUUUCCUUUUUUUUAAAUAAGUGUAUCUCCUCGUUGACUUUUGUUGCACUCUACUUGCACAUAUGCCUAUUUACAUUGCACCAUCCUUUGUAAAGCCGUUUUUACUUUUCUAUUCUGGGUCAGGAGAGGUGGAGGGGAGGGAGAGAAACAGGAAGGGAAAUUCACCCCAAACGUGUCCACCAGCAUUUUGCAGCCGUGCAGCUGGCAUUCGGAAGGACCAGUUCCGAAACCUCAUCAUUUGGAACGUAAAAUGCAGUUUCACUCUACACCUGCUCCACCAGGACGAGCUUCCUGCGAGGGCCAGCGAGGCGUCGCGCUCGGGGCACCGCAGGCAGAGCGCGGGAAAGCGUUUCGGUAAAUCCAGAGCAAUUAUUGCUGCGGCAGCUUCCUUAGGACAUACAGAGCUCAACAGAAGACGUGUUGGUCUGUGAACGUACCAGUUGGCUUAUGAUGCAAGCGUUUGUGUGUUCUGCUUUUUUUAAAGCAAAGAUUUAAAAUACUGGCUUUAGCUUGGCUUGAAGAUACGCUCUUCAGUAUUUACCGGACGUGGUGGUGUGAGAGGGCGAGCCUGGCACCUCUGCGGGCAGGCUUGUCGCUCUCCGGGCGUCAGCCACGGGAGGUGGUGGUUCUGUCCUGCCGCGCUGCGUCCGCGCCGUCCGCCCGGGGGCCGUGCCCGGGGCUGGAACGGUGAAAAGUGCUUGUAAAUAAGGAUUUGGGCACGCUGGUAGAACUGGGACUGAAGCGGGCGUUGGCACCGGACAGGCUCUGGCGACGCCGUUCCUCGUUAGCACCAAAUCAUUGAUAGUUCAGACAACGACAGCGAAGACUUCUCUGCUCGUGCCAUGGGGCAGGGGAUAGGAGUAAACUCCCUGCUGCGAGUUGUAGCGAUGGAACUAACCCGUGACAGCUGAUGUGCAAGUCUUACUAAUCGGUUCUUUUUGUUUUAAAGCCUUCCUAGCUUUAUAGCACUUCACCACCAUUCUCAGUGCAGGCAUCGCUGUGGAGGAUCUCGUGUAAGCCUCUCUCCACUCCAUAUUUAUUUUUGCAAGGCUGGCUGUGGGUCUGGCUCUUUUCCUUCAGUGAUACGUUGGUGAACGGGGCGGGGGUGGGAGUCGCUUCUGGUUCGUGUUUCGUUAAGCUUGCGUCAAGGGCUUUUUCAAAAGUACAAUAAUAAAUCCUCAGGUAGUACUGGGAAUCGAUUCUUCACCUGUGAGACUGUUGGUCAGACCAGUACUUGAAAGGAGGAAUGUUGUAGUCGGUCAAUAUUUAGUUAUAUUAUCGGAAACAUGAAAAAUGAGUAUAGAAAAAUGGUAAUAUAUAAUGGCUCAUCUGUGUAUUUAAGAUACGGUAUGUGAUUGCUUUGUCCCCGCUACUCUCUCCAUCGUCUGGUAGGAUAUUGUUCCAAGGCAACGUUUGUACCCCCUUUGUAUUAAAAUGCAUGUAAAGUCUUCUAGUGUCCUGAUUAAAUACCAUGUGCUUGAAAGGUGAAAGAACUUAUAUUUCUGCUUCCUGACGUGCCCAAAUUAUAUUUGCAUGAACUGAUCAUUAAGUGGCUGUGGUUCAAAGGGUGUUGCUGAAGGUACCCUCGUUCAGCGAUGGACCGAUGUGGUGUUUAUCGGAUAACAUGUACUUGCCUAAUCCUUGGCAUGACUUCCUAUCGCCUUUCUGCGUACCCCGGUUGUUUAGCAUGGUUCAUUUCAGCCGAGUAAGUGUAGUACAGACAUUCCAGAGAGUUCCGUAAGCCAUAUUCACACCUCGCCUCCGGCCACUCGAGGCGAGCCACAGCUCAGUGAUUUCGCAGGGUGACUUGCUGUGCUGCCUCCACGCUGCACCGGGGCGGGGGGCAAGGCCGUGCUGGCCGGACCCCCGUGGCACGCUUCGGCCUGAAGCAAUACAGGCUCCUGAGGGCGCCCCCGUUAAAAACCGAGAAGCAAAAAAUACCUCUAUGCUGUUCCCAAGAGGGAAUAUUUUAAAUUUUAGGCUUGACAGGAGAGCAAAGCAUCCUUCGUUUGAACCCAGAAUAAUUCCCUUGCAAAUCAAGAGAAUUAUUAAUUCUCCUCCUUCUGGAGAUGAAAUUCUGCAGCGCUGCAGAUGCCAAAGCUCUGAACGUCCCCUUUCUGCCCACGUGUUUCGCCAUUUCCUUGGCCUGUUCCAAGCCCAGAAGCGAGGCUGUCCUGGGACGGACAGUGGGGUAUCCCACGAGCCCAGGGAGGUGUGUAUAAGGCUUAUCAUACUGAACUGUAAACAUUUUUGCUUUGAUGUCCUGUAUCUGUAUGUAGUAGUUCGGGUGUGUAUAUACAGUAGCGUUUCAAAGUGGGUGUAUUGGUUAACCUAUUCUUGGAAAAUGGACGAGUAUCCAUGUUAAACUUGUUAGAAAGUUAGUGAGCUGCUCUGCUAUAUGCCUUAAGCAAAUAUUUACUCAUCAGGUCUUUCUUUUUUACAGAUUGCCAUAGAAUAAACUUUUUUAAAAAAAAAAAGAUUAAAAAAAAGAAACCAAAAAAGCUAAAUGUUUUGGUAUAAUACAUUUUCAGGUAUCUUGUCUUUUGUGUAAGCCGCUGCAACGACCUCACAGGUUAUAGUGAAAUUGUACAGUUUUUCAAUUUCCCAUACAAGUUUUCAGUUCUCAUUUCAGUUGAAACAAUAAAAUCCUUUUUUUAAAGAA
Molecule: messenger RNA, 4836 nt
Organism: Phalacrocorax carbo (great cormorant)
Lineage: Eukaryota; Metazoa; Chordata; Aves; Suliformes; Phalacrocoracidae
Source: RefSeq, a predicted model, not a curated record